Labeo rohita (rohu) is the source of this 3405-nucleotide messenger RNA. RefSeq names its product flotillin 2a (gene flot2a). The record is from RefSeq and is a predicted model, not a curated record. Gene Ontology annotation, biological process: regulation of myoblast differentiation; protein localization to plasma membrane. The transcript has 11 exons. Bases 191 to 1477 code for a protein of 428 amino acids. Gene Ontology annotation, cellular component: plasma membrane. NCBI's taxonomy places the organism in Eukaryota, Metazoa, Chordata, Actinopteri, Cypriniformes, Cyprinidae.
UCUCUAAAAGGGCGGUGACUGUUGGUGCGUGCAAGCAGAAAUCUCGAGGAAUAUGGUGUACACAAGACUGCACUGAGCGCCUUGCGUUUGUAUCUGACCGUUUUCAAUACACUGUUCCGUCGUCCUCGGAAAAAAAGAAGUGAUCUGACGUUCUGAAGAGCUUUUUAAAGGCGUCGGGCAGGAAAAAAAUAUGGGGAAUUGCCACACGGUAGGACCAAACGAAGCCUUGGUGGUAUCAGGUGGGUGCUGUGGCUCUGAUGAGAAGAGCUAUACAGUGGGCGGCUGGGCCUGGGCAUGGUGGCUUAUCACCGACAUACAGAAACUCUCUCUGGAGAUAAUGACCAUCCUCUGUCGCUGUGAGAAUAUCGAAACUUCGGAGGGUGUCCCCUUGGAUGUGACAGGGGUCGCUCAGGUGAAGGUCAUGACUGACAAAGAGCUGCUGGGUUAUGCCUGUGAACAGUUCCUGGGCAAGACAGUGGCGGAGAUUAAAAGUGUCAUUCUGCAGACGCUGGAAGGUCAUCUGCGCUCUAUUCUGGGGACUCUGACGGUAGAGCAGAUCUACCAGGAUAGAGAUCAGUUUGCCAAGUUGGUGAGGGAAGUGGCGGCACCUGACGUGGGCAGGAUGGGCAUUGAGAUCCUAAGCUUUACUAUUAAGGAUGUCUAUGAUAAGGUGGACUAUUUGAGUUCCUUGGGGAAAUCCCAGACUGCUGCUGUUCAGAGAGAUGCUGACAUUGGUGUGGCUGAAGCAGAGAGAGAUGCUGGAAUCAGGGAAGCAGAAUGUAAGAAGGAGAUGAUGGAUGUAAAAUUCCAAGCCGAUACAAGAAUGGCAGACUCAAAGAGAGAGCUGGAGAUGCAGAAGGCUGCCUUUAAUCAAGAAGUGAACACAAAGAAAGCCGAGGCGCAAUUGGCCUAUGAGCUUCAGGCAGCCAAGGAGCAGCAGAAGAUCAGACUGGAGGAGAUUGAGAUUGAGGUGGUUCAGAGGAAGAAGCAGAUCUCCAUUGAGGAAAAGGAGAUCCUCAGGACAGAUAAAGAGCUGAUCGCCACCGUGAGGAGACCAGCUGAGGCUGAAGCCUACAAGAUGCAGCAGAUCGCAGAAGCAAAGAAGAUAAAGAAGGUGUUGACGGCGCAGGCUGAGGCGGAGAAGAUCAAGCGUAUUGGAGAAGCAGAGGCCGGCUCCAUUGAGGCUGUGGGUAAAGCUGAAGCAGAGAAGAUGAGGCUCAAAGCUGAGUCCUAUCAGCAGUAUGGCGAGGCUGCAAAGACAGCUCUCGUCCUGGAGGCUCUACCAAAGAUUGCUGGAAAGGUGGCAGCACCCUUGAGCCGUACCAAUGAGAUUGUGAUCCUGAGUGGCGACGGAGGCCGUGUCACUGGGGAAGUGAAUCGUCUGUUGGCUGAACUACCUGUUUCUGUAAACGCCCUCACAGGAGUGGAUCUGUCCAAGAUCCCAUUGCUUCAGAAAAUGACCAAUCCUCAAGCUUGAACACGCUCCUUCCACUCUGCUGCCUUUCCGACACUCCCACAUCGAUUGCCUUGAACAGAAACACUUGAAAGCUGUUUUUUUUUUUUUUAUAGAAAUGAGGAAUUGAUUUUUUUAGACCCCUGGUGCCUUACCUCUGCAGGACCAGAUUCUCUGCAUGUGCUCUUGUUUUGUCACUUACAUCUUUUUUUUGUCUGUUUAUUUUCCUUGUGUGUUUAAACGACGUACCUCAAUCAUAGUUAUUUUGUUAUUCACGGAACUGUUUCACUAGUGGGCAGCUGCAGAUCUAUGUGUACACAGUGAUGUAGAAGAUGAGGAAGUAUUCCCAUUUUAAUGGGUAGCUAAGGUUAUAUUCACAGUUACAUUUAUGCAAUGUAUGUCGAUAUAUAGAAGUAUAGUGUAGAAGAGCCAUUAGAUUUAUUACAGCAUGUUUAGUAGAUUGAUCAACUGGGCCUUUGAAAUCAUUCAUCGUUCUGAAGACAUCGCUGUUUAGGACAAAUAGUCCCACGGGGAUAAGAAGAACUGACUUUUAGGUUAUCUAACCAACACAAUUAGACGUAGGUUCAUUUGUAAACAUCUUUUUGUACAGUUCAAACCUGAAGUACUCUAGUAAUUUUAAUAUUUUUUAUUGUGGGAUGAAAACAAUCGGUUUGUUAUUUUUUAAAUUUUGCUUUUAGGGUUGGAUAUCAAAUCACACUUUCACUGUGCAGUCUACGCCAUGUGUUUCAUAGUCAUAUCUGUAUGUAUAUUCUUUGUAAAUGUUUUGCCUAUUUUUGGAUAAUAAAUAAUGCUCCAAAUGCAUUUUUACCAAGACGCCAAGCAAAGGCCAAAACAUGCUGAAUUAGCAGGAUUUAGAAAAGCAUCUUUAUUUUUUUCAUUGCAGCAAACCUCAGAUAAUUUACCAUACCCAAUGUUUAUGCAAAGGAUAAAGCUUUGGUCCUCUUCCAUUAGAUAUUAUGACUGCAGCCAAACUGACAGUUGUACAGAUGCCAGAGCACUCUUUUGUCUACUGUUCUAGAAGUUCAAACAUUGAUAUACGCUGUGCAUUUGAAGUGGAACGUCUACCAUGUCCAUAGUUUUCUUAAAGAUGCUUUGUGCCGUACAGAGUUUUUCCCAUAUUGAAUCAUUUCAGUGAUCAUUUAUGACAGGACUUCUUCCUCUUUUUUAUGUUUUAACCGUAAUAUAUGUCACAUGUAUUCUUUAUUCACAAAGUACUAAUUAUCAACAUCCAGAUAAUGUGAGAGCUCUAUCAGGUAUAUGAGAAUUUUAACUCCACUUUAGCUAUUUUUUCAGUGAGAAUGACUAUAUUUUAGUGUUUGUUUUCUUCAGAUUUUCAGCUUGCAGUUGUGUCAUGAGAAUACAGAUCAGUCUGCCAAAGAUCAGUAGGCCAAGCAGCAUAUCUGCUUUUAUUUUACAUUGCUGCUGAAUCAUAAAUGAUCGGGUCUUUUGCGCAUUGUUAAUCAGAUGCCAAAUAUAACGUUUUUUUUUUUUUACAGCACACUUUGGCAAAAGUAUUUGCUAAACAAUGUUCUGUUUGUGAGAAGCAAGUUCAUUCAAACUGAUGUUCAAUUUACAUUCUUCAAAACUAAGUGCAUUUGUUAUUUUGACAUCGAUAUCUGUUUUAACUGGCAAAAAGGGAACUGUGCUUUAAAAAUGUAGCCGUUGUUUAUAAGACACAAAAUCAACUUCAGGCUUCAAACACUUUUCUAUGCUUAAUCUAAACUAACGAGAGCUGUUGUUUCUGAAUUGAGUGUGUUUGUUCUAGAGUUGUGUGAUGUUUUCACCACUAACAAUCACAUACUGAGAAUGUGUUAUAUAGCAGUGCAUAUAGUUAAUGCCUAUAACUUGUUGUAGAAUGAAUAUAUAGUAUACAGUAUAUGUAUCUAAUAAGAAAUGUUUCUGAUCACAGUCAAUAAAUUCAUCUUGAUUUA